Molecule: messenger RNA, 915 nt
Organism: Staurois parvus
Lineage: Eukaryota; Metazoa; Chordata; Amphibia; Anura; Ranidae
Source: the annotation of a GenBank genome assembly
GCAGAUCAGCGGAAAGUUGACAGCAAAAUAGUGGAGAACAAAGGUCAGCAGGAAGUUGACAGCAGAAUAGUGAAGGAUAACGAUGGAAAUUUCACAGAGACAGAUGCGUGUUUGUCACGGUCCCAAGCACUUGAUCCAACCGCAGAAUAUAAAAUGAAAUAUGGACGCCGUGGAUUGGCUUUAAUCUUCAACCAUGAAUGGUUUAACUAUCAGUUAAGACUUCCCGAAAGAAGAGGUACCACAGCUGAUCGAAUUAACCUCGAGAGAAGCUUAACUCAGCUCGGGUUUGAUGUAAAGCAUUACUACAAUUGCUAUUCAGCCGAGGUCCAUCAACGUAUCCAAGAAGCUGCAGCAAGUGACCACAGUGAUGCUGACUGCUUCCUUUGUGUCUUUCUGAGCCAUGGAGAAAAUGGUCAUAUAUAUGCCCAUGACUGUGCAAUUGAAAUUAAGGAAUUGACAAGCCCUUUCAAGGGUGACAAGUGCCCAAGUUUAGCGGGAAAGCCUAAAAUUUUCAUAUUUCAGGCAUGUCGGGGCACUCAACAUGAUGAGCCAGUCCGUGUUACAGACGCUACUGACAGUGCUGUGGACCAGCCGGAGGUUAAUACAGUUGAAGUAGAUGCAGCUUCCGUGUACACUCUGCCUGCUGGUGCCGAUUUCAUCAUGUGCUAUUCUGUUGCAGAAGGCUACUACUCUCACCGUGAAACCAUAAAUGGGUCUUGGUACAUUCAGGAUCUAUGUGAAGUGCUGAGGAUGUACGGCAAGGAGCUGGAAUUCACAGAACUGCUAACACUGGUGAACAGGAAAGUGUCUCUGCGAUCUGUUGAAGCCUGCCUAGAUCUCAGUGCAAUUGGGAAAAAACAAGUUCCUUGCUUUGCUUCCAUGUUAACCAAAAAGCUCUAUUUAAGACACAAAUAA